This is a messenger RNA of Pteronotus mesoamericanus, 5424 nucleotides long. It is a transcript of the gene MAGI2, whose product is annotated as membrane associated guanylate kinase, WW and PDZ domain containing 2. Gene Ontology annotation, biological process: receptor clustering; signal transduction. Gene Ontology annotation, cellular component: cell-cell junction; cytoplasm; dendrite. The record is from RefSeq and is a predicted model, not a curated record. Lineage: Eukaryota; Metazoa; Chordata; Mammalia; Chiroptera; Mormoopidae. The transcript has 22 exons. Gene Ontology annotation, molecular function: beta-1 adrenergic receptor binding; signaling receptor complex adaptor activity; SMAD binding. The coding region runs from base 1 to 4344 and encodes 1447 amino acids.
AUGUCCAAAAGCUUGAAAAAGAAAAGCCACUGGACUAGCAAAGUCCAUGAGAGUGUCAUUGGCAGGAACCCGGAGGGCCAGCUGGGCUUUGAACUGAAGGGGGGCGCCGAGAAUGGACAGUUCCCCUACCUGGGGGAAGUGAAGCCCGGCAAGGUGGCCUAUGAGAGCGGCAGCAAGUUGGUGUCGGAGGAGCUGCUGCUGGAGGUGAAUGAGACCCCCGUGGCGGGGCUCACCAUCAGGGACGUGCUGGCCGUGAUCAAACACUGCAAGGACCCCCUCCGGCUCAAGUGUGUCAAGCAAGGAGGAAUUGUUGAUAAGGAUCUUCGUCACUACCUCAACUUACGAUUUCAGAAGGGUUCUGUGGACCACGAACUUCAGCAAAUCAUUCGUGACAACCUCUACCUCCGCACGGUGCCAUGCACCACAAGGCCACAUAAGGAGGGUGAGGUCCCCGGAGUGGACUAUAUCUUCAUCACAGUUGAAGAUUUUAUGGAAUUGGAGAAAAGUGGCGCUCUCCUGGAAAGUGGGACUUAUGAAGACAAUUACUACGGUACCCCAAAGCCUCCAGCAGAACCAGCACCAUUAUUAUUAAAUGUAACAGACCAGAUACUUCCAGGAGCCACUGCAAGUGCUGAAGGAAAACGGAAGAGGAAUAAAUCAGUGAGCAACAUGGAGAAAGCAAGUGUAGAGCCUCCUGAGGAGGAAGAGGAAGAGAGGCCUGUGGUCAAUGGAAAUGGAGUAGUAACACCAGAAUCCAGUGAACAUGAAGACAAGAGUGCAGGUGCCUCAGGGGAGACACCCUCCCAGCCUUAUCCUGCACCAGUGUACAGUCAGUCUGAGGAGCUGAAGGAGCAGAUGGAUGAUGCAAAACCAACAAAACCUGAAGAGAAUGAGGAAUCAGACCCAUUGCCUGAUAACUGGGAAAUGGCCUAUACAGAGAAGGGUGAAGUCUACUUCAUUGACCAUAACACAAAGACAACAUCAUGGCUGGAUCCACGACUUGCGAAAAAGGCUAAACCUCCAGAAGAGUGCAAAGAAAAUGAGCUUCCAUAUGGCUGGGAAAAAAUCGAUGAUCCCAUAUACGGCACUUAUUAUGUUGACCACAUAAAUAGAAGAACACAGUUUGAAAACCCUGUCCUGGAAGCAAAAAGGAAGCUACAGCAGCAUAACAUGCCCCACACAGAACUUGGAACCAAGCCGCUGCAGGCCCCAGGUUUCCGAGAAAAACCACUCUUCACCCGGGAUGCAUCCCAGUUGAAGGGAACAUUCCUCAGCACCACCCUAAAAAAGAGCAACAUGGGUUUUGGAUUUACCAUCAUUGGUGGAGAUGAGCCGGAUGAGUUUCUGCAGGUGAAAAGUGUGAUUCCGGAUGGGCCCGCGGCACAGGAUGGAAAAAUGGAAACAGGUGAUGUCAUUGUCUAUAUUAAUGAAGUUUGUGUCCUUGGACAUACUCACGCAGAUGUGGUCAAACUUUUCCAGUCUGUUCCUAUUGGUCAGAGUGUCAGCCUGGUGUUAUGUCGUGGCUACCCUUUGCCCUUUGAUCCUGAAGAUCCUGCUAACAGCAUGGUUCCACCCCUUGCAAUAAUGGAGAGACCACCUCCAGUGAUGGUAAAUGGAAGACAUAACUAUGAAACAUAUUUGGAAUACAUUUCUCGGACCUCACAGUCAGCUCCAGAUAUAACAGAUCGGCCACCCCAUUCUUUGCACUCAAUGCCAGCAGACGGUCAGCUAGAUGGCACAUAUCCACCACCUGUCCACGACGACAAUGUGUCUAUGGCUUCGUCAGGGGCCACCCAAGCUGAACUUAUGACCUUAACCAUUGUGAAAGGUGCCCAGGGCUUUGGCUUCACUAUUGCUGACAGUCCUACAGGACAGCGGGUGAAACAAAUACUUGACAUUCAAGGAUGCCCUGGCCUGUGUGAAGGCGACCUCAUCGUGGAGGUCAACCAGCAGAAUGUGCAGAACCUGAGCCAUACAGAAGUGGUGGAUAUACUGAAGGACUGUCCCAUCGGAAGCGAGACUUCCUUGAUUAUCCAUCGAGGAGGUUUCUUUUCUCCAUGGAAAACUCCAAAGCCUAUCAUGGACCGAUGGGAGAAUCAAGGCAGCCCUCAGACGAGUUUAUCUGCUCCGGCUGUGCCGCAGAACUUGCCCUUCCCACCCGCCCUUCACAGGAGUUCCUUUCCUGACUCAACAGAGGCCUUUGACCCGAGGAAGCCUGACCCCUAUGAGCUCUACGAGAAAUCUAGAGCCAUUUAUGAAAGUAGGCAACAAGUGCCACCAAGGACCAGCUUUCGAAUGGAUUCCUCUGGUCCAGAUUAUAAAGAGCUGGAUGUUCACCUUCGAAGGAUGGAGUCUGGAUUUGGCUUCAGAAUCCUCGGAGGAGAUGAACCCGGGCAGCCUAUUUUGAUUGGAGCCGUCAUUGCCAUGGGCUCAGCCGACAGAGAUGGCCGCCUCCACCCAGGAGAUGAGCUCGUCUAUGUUGAUGGGAUUCCAGUGGCUGGCAAGACCCACCACUAUGUCAUCGACCUUAUGCACCACGCAGCCCGGAAUGGGCAGGUCAACCUCACUGUGAGACGAAAGGUGCUAUGUGCAGGGGAGCCCUGCCCAGAGAAUGGGAGGAGUCCAGGCUCCGUAUCAACCCACCACAGCUCUCCACGCAGUGACUAUGCGACCUACACCAACAGCAACCACGCAGCCCCCAGUGGCAACACCUCUCCCCCUGAAGGCUUCACCUCCCAGAGCCUACAGACCAGUGACGUGGUCAUUCACCGAAAGGAGAACGAGGGCUUCGGCUUUGUCAUCAUCAGCUCCCUGAACAGGCCUGAGUCGGGAUCCACUAUAACUGUGCCCCAUAAAAUCGGACGCAUCAUUGAUGGGAGUCCUGCAGAUCGCUGUGCAAAACUGAAAGUAGGAGACCGGAUUUUAGCAGUGAAUGGCCAGUCGAUCAUCAACAUGCCUCACGCAGACAUUGUGAAGCUCAUCAAGGACGCAGGCCUCAGUGUCACCCUUCGCAUCAUUCCUCAGGAGGAGCUCAACAGCCCAGCCUCGGCACCCAGCUCCGAGAAGCAGAGCCCCAUGGCCCAGCAGAGUCCUCUGGCCCAGCCAAGCCCUGCCACCCCCAGCAGCCCUGUCACCCAGCCGGCGCCUCCUCAGCCACUCCAGCUACAAGGACAUGAAAAUAGUUACAGGUCAGAAGUAAAAGCAAGACAAGAUGUGAAACCAGACAUCCGACAGCCUCCAUUCACGGACUACAGGCAGCCCCCACUGGACUACAGGCAGCCCCCAGGAGGGGACUACCAGCAACCCCCACCCUUGGACUACAGGCAACCUCCACUGCUGGACUACAGGCAGCACUCCCCCGACACCAGGCAGUACCCUUUGUCAGACUACAGGCAGCCCCAGGAUUUUGAUUAUUUCACUGUGGACAUGGAGAAAGGAGCCAAAGGAUUUGGAUUCAGCAUUCGUGGAGGAAGGGAAUACAAAAUGGAUCUGUAUGUGUUGAGACUGGCAGAAGACGGGCCGGCAAUAAGGAAUGGAAGGAUGAGGGUAGGAGAUCAAAUCAUUGAAAUCAAUGGAGAGAGCACGAGGGACAUGACCCACGCCAGAGCAAUAGAACUCAUCAAGUCUGGAGGAAGAAGAGUGAGGCUGCUGCUGAAGCGCGGGACGGGGCAGGUCCCAGAGUAUGACGAACCCAGCUCCUGGAGUGGUCCCGCUGCCGCCUCCCCAGGUCUGCAGGAAGUAGGCGUCUCCCCGGAAGACGUCCUCUCGCCAUUCUCUCCAUCACAUCCAGCCCCACCCUCCGACCCUUCCCACCAGAUAAGCCCAGACCCGACUUGGGAUAUCAAAAGGGAACACGACGUUAGGAAACCAAAGGAGCUUUCAGCUGGCGGCCAGAAGAAACAGCGCCUCGGGGAGCAGAGGGAGCGCUCGGCGAGCCCGCAGAGGGCCGCGCGGCCGAGGCUCGAGGAGGCGCCCGGCAGCCAGGGGCGGCCCGAGGCCGGCAGGCCCUCCUCGGAGGCCAGGGCGUCCGGGCCCGCGGCGGCGGCGGCGGACGCGGUGGACGUGGCGCGGGCCGGCGGGAAGGAAGGGCCCCGCGCCGCGACGGGCCCGGAGCUCGGCCGCCGCGAAGGCCCCGGGGCUGCGCCUGCGUUCGCGAGCCCCGGCGGCGGUGCGCGGGAGGCGGAGGGCCGGGUGGGAGCGCGCGCGGGACCCCGGCCGGGCGCGCGGCCUCCGGGGGGCGCCCCCGCGCGCAAGGCCGCCCUGGCGCCGGGGCCCUGGAAGGUACCCGGCUCCGACAAGCUGUCCGGCGUCCUCAAACCCGGAGCCUCGGCCGCCGGCCGAUGAGCUGCGCGGCCCCAGCCCGCCGCCCUGCCUCGACGCCUGCAGGCCGUUCUUCUUCGGUUACGUCUCGCGGCGUUUUAAUUUAUUUUCACUGUCACACGCGUAGAUUCACAAGGCACCGAGGCCUGGGAGCUUCGACGUGAGGUCCCAGGUGUCCACCGAGCAUAGGCGGCCCAGCCCCCACGAGCAGACCGAAACUGAUCCCAAAGCCCCCGGUUCCGCUGUGGGGGCUUCCGCAGCUAUCGAAGAACCAAAAUUACGUGAAGAACGUCAUGGUGAGACAGUGCAGUGUAGCUUUAGUUUAAAAAAGAAAGAAAAAAAAAAUCCCCCCACUGCAUGAAGGAUCUGGAUAUCAUCCAAACUUUAUAUCAAGAAACUGGACAAGUUAAGAGCAAUCACGAACUGGAAUAUCGCCUUAAAAAUCAAACUGCACGGAGCAAGCUGAAACUGAGACAAGAGUAUAUCUUUUAAUUGAUUUAAAGAGUUGUAAAUAAAUUGUUCUUGACAUAUCUAGACAGGGGUUAAAAAGGUUUCUUUGAAACAUUAAGAACUGUUCGCCCAUGACCUGUUUCCAUGGCUCACCCGUGACAUCCAUCACUGGUAUUAGCAGCAACGUUCUCUGCGUAGUGCAGGAUGAGUUAGAAAUCUAGUGAAUUCAUUGGUAUGAUGCCAUUUUUACUGCCAUUUCUGUGAUCAAAUCAUAUUUCUGUAUGUUUUCAGUGGUAGAGAAAAAAAAAAGGUCUUAAAAAUUGUAUCCUAGGGAACAGUCUGCCGUAAGUCAGUCAGAAUUUCGCGGUUUAGCUCAUAGAUCUUAAUUGGUUUUCAUCUAAAAUAUGAAUUUCAUAGAACCACAAUUUGUUUAACCAAGAUUGGCAACGCUGCAAUUCUUUCAUGAAAGGGCUUUCCUAUUGUCUUAGGCUAGCAGAGAUAGCAGCUUCUUUGACAGCAAUGUUAUAUUUCACUUAUUUUAUUGUCUUUUAAAAAAAUCCUCUUCAUGAAUUCAUUUUCACUUUCAUAGAGCAGAGGCAAAGUAUUUCUCCUAUAUUUUUCAGACUAUAAUAAAUCCUGAUACUAAAAAAUCAU